Molecule: messenger RNA, 2952 nt
Organism: Apis florea (little honeybee)
Lineage: Eukaryota; Metazoa; Arthropoda; Insecta; Hymenoptera; Apidae
Cellular component (GO): nucleus
Molecular function (GO): zinc ion binding
Source: RefSeq, a predicted model, not a curated record
AAGCAUCGAGAGAAAAGUCAGGUGAUUUUUCGUCCGCCGGUAGAAGAUUGAGGUGAUACCGGUCGAUCACAAGUUGCGUCGAGUUAGCAGCACUUGCCAAGGUUCGCGUUUGCGCGAACCCCGAUGGUGAAACGUGACGCAGAAUUGUACGCUGGCGGCGAUUGAGCCGCAGAAGAAAGUUCGCGCUCUGCGAGCUUUUGGGGAUUACCCGCGAAGCGCGGCCAGGGUACCGCGAAAGCUCUAGUGAGGCAAUUACAAGAAGGAUAGAAGAGAUACGCACGCGACUCCUUACUGCGACACUCUCCCGGACAAAUUAAUUCUUCUUAUACCGUUAUGGAGACUCUCGAAUCUAGUCGCGUCUGCCGCCUUUGCGGUAAGCAAUCCGGUAUCUCGAUUAAUAUUUUUGACAAGAAUGAGAACCACGUGAAGAAAAUCAACGCUAUUCUCCCAAUCAUGGUACACGAAAUGGACCUGUUGCCGAAACAUAUGUGUCAUCGAUGCAGUUACAAGCUGGAGGAGUUUCACAAAUUUUACGUGGACUGUUUGAAGACAGAUACUGGUUUGAAGAAUCAAUUAUCUUGGAUGCAAAAAGAAGAUUCGAAGGAGAGAGUCGGUGUGCCAAUGGUGCAUAUAGAAAACAUUAAGAUCAAAGUGGAGCCGCCGGAUUACGACAUGUAUGGCAUAAAUCCUAUUGUUGGUGAUGUCGGCUACAUAAAUUCGAUGAGCUCUGUAACUUUUCCGAUGAAUAGUGUUCAAUCUGACGAUAUUUCCGAACGUAUAACGUAUACGACAUACGCACGUUGCAGUUGUUAUUGUGAUAAAUCGGACCAAAGUAAUGAGACUGUAUCUACAAAUUAUGAAAACAAAAUAUCGAGAUGUAGUAGGACAAAUGAAAUUAGGCAAGGUAACGAUGGUUGCGCGAAUGAAGCGCGAAUGAAGAAGAAUUUUUUAUCCAGUAAAACAUUUGAGGGACGAUCAAAUUUAGUUCAGCUUGUCAAUGAGAUUAAAGAUACUGAUAGAUGUAGGCCGACUUCUUCCAGUUUGAAUUUAUCUAAUGAUUUGAGUGAAUCUUAUGACGCGAACAAAGAAACCUCAAAAGAUAUGAUCGUUCGUAAUUUAAGACCUAGAAGGAAUUCUAUAAAUUAUUUAGAAAAUAGAAGAAAACUUUCCUCUUUGUCGUCAUUGAAAGAUGAAAACAGAUCGACAAUUAUAAAGUCAGAAAUGCCAGCUUCAACAGAGUUUGAUAUAACGCAAAUUAAAGUAGAAAAACUCGAUGAUUCUGAAGGACGUAUCUUGAGACCAAGGAAUGGGACCAUCAAUUAUAGAGGACCAAUACGAAAAUAUUCAAAAUCUACGAAUAAUAACCAAAGAUCGCAAAAUAAUAAGCGUCAAGCGAAUAAAAAAAAGGUUCUAAAUAUUACGAAUGAAUUAAAAUUACCAUUAAAUAAGAUGUCGAAACAAUUGAAAAAUGAAAUAAAAUUAAAAAUAAAGGAAGAACAAUCUUCGGAUUUUAAGGAUUUAAUAUUUGAUGAAUCGGUAUCAGUCGCCAUGUUGUCAUUACCUAAUCAAAUUGAUUCACUGCCUGACGAUUAUAAUGUAAAUAUAAAAAAGGAUAAUAUUAAUCGUAAUGCAUUAAAUCACGUCGAUAAUUUUAGUAUAACAAAUUGGAAAUCUUUGCGAAAUAUAUCGAACAAUAAAUUAAACGCGAAAAAAAUCAAAUCGAAUCGAUUGACUCGUAUAAAUUAUUCGCUGAGAUAUUUAAGAAGUCAAGAUGUUUGUCUGAGAAACGGUAAGAUAAGAAAAUCUGAUAGUGCGGAUAUAUCGAUUAAAAAAUUACCAAAAAGCCUUAAAAAUCUUAUGAAUAGAAAUAAAACAUCCAAUAAAACAUUAAUGAAGACGAUUAGAAACGGUGUUACAGCUAAGAUGUCGGCCUCGAUGAAAAUGAUCGAUAUUAAACAUUAUUGCGAGGAAUGUAACACAAGUUUUGCUAACAAAGAAUUAUUCAAAUUGCAUGCAUGUUAUGGACAUUGAUCUUUUUACAAAAUCGGCUAUCACGUCAUAUGAAAGAUUUAUUUUUUAAAGAAAAAAAUGUCAUUCGUAUUCAUGCAAAUGCUAAACAAGUUUCACUGAUAAUCGAUUAUAAAUAUAUAUAUUUUUUUUCUUAAUCCUUUAUAAGAAAUCGUAUGAUGAUUAUAAAUUAAAAGAAAAUAUGUAUCUAUGUAAUUAUUUUGAAUACACAUAUAUGCAUUAUUAUCGUAAUAAUAUUUUUAUGAACGAAAAGAAAUGUAUAAAUAUAAAUAAUUAUCAAUUGUUAAUAGAAAUUAAGAAAAAAUAUUGCAUUAUACGCUUAAGAAAUGUUAUGUAUGUAGAUAAAAGAUUCACAGAUCGCCUUCAAAGUUUAAAAUAAGAUAUGUGUAAAAGAAUAUAUAAAUAUAUUUUAAAAAAUAUCAUAUAUUCAUAUACACAAAAUUGUGAUACAUAGUGAAAAUAUAAUCAUUUUUCUUUUCAUUCUACAGUUUAGAAAUUGUUCUUACAGUCUAAUAAAUACCAUUUGUAAUUGUUAUUACGAAUGAAUUUAUGUAUUUGAAAGAGUAUAAUGAUAUACUCUUAAAUCAUUUUGCGUGAUAUAUUGAUCGAAAAUUUCUAUUUGUACUCUUUAAAAGAAUGACAAUUGGAUUUAUGCAAAAUGAUUAUUUUAAUGCUUUGUAUUUUAAAAUGUAAUUAAAAUUCUAUUAUAAAUUGUUAUUAAAUAUCAAGUGCAUUCGUUAACCUUAUUAUAUACAUAUAUUAUACAUUAUUAUUCGUUAUUAAAUUACUUUACAGUUUAAUAUGAGUAAAAAUGAGGAGAAUGUGUAGUCAUUACAAAAUUGUUACGUGCUACUACUAGUAGACUAAUAGAUCGAACAAUAAAUUCUCUAACUAAAGCAAUAAAUAAUUAUUUUGUUACUAUUA